UGCAAUGGAACCCCAGUGCAAACGCAGAAAACCAUCAGAGAAUGAGACUAUACCGUGGGACGUUUUCCCUGUGCUCUCGGACGAGCAGUCCCAGAGCAUAACGUUACUGGAUGCCUAUGCUGCUCCCAUCAUCAACAAGAAGGAAACGUCUCGCAUCGUGAAAGAGCUCACCUUAUUGUAUCCGCUGCCAGGUCUCCAGCACCUCAAGAGAGUGAGAGCAUGCAAAGGCAGCGGCAGCACGCACCCUUUAGAGGUCAUUGUGUGUUUAGUUAACGAUGUACGAGACAUUGAUAGCAACACGGACAUGUCCAUCUCAACACUGCUGCCCCGUGCCAAAAUGGACAGCACGGGAUUAGGUGCACCGUUUUUGGUGAAAAUCCCGGCAUGCCCUCCGCUGACUAGACCUCAGUUUGAGCAGGCUAGCAGACAUUGGCCGACCUCCUUCCACGAGGAUAAACAGGUGACUGUGGCUUUAAAGGGACAACUGUUCACCGCAGACCAGAAAGCCAAGAUGCAGGAGUACAUGACGGCUGCUGUCAUGGCAGCAAAAGCAGGACAAGAUCUGGGAAUGGAUGCUGUGGGCGCUGUCAUUGUUGAUCCACAAAGUGGGAGGAUCCUCGCUCGGGGUCAUGACAACAGACGAGGCACUCAUCCACUGCACCAUGCUGUUAUGGUUUGCAUUGAUCUUGUGGCUCAUGGGCAGGGGGGUGGGGCCUACAAUUUUGAAAAGUACCCAGCCUGUCAGUUUUUAGCUGUAGAUUCUUCACACUGCCCAGAAAACGGUGACAUUUCAUCCUCCAGGAUCAUGUUUGACUCUGAUCAAGCAGAGCAGAGCUGUGUGCCGUACAUCUGUACUGGGUAUGAUCUGUACGUGACCCGAGAGCCAUGUGUGAUGUGCGCAAUGGCGCUGGUGCACUCUAGAAUAAGCAGAGUGUUCUAUGCUACCACCUCAUUGGAUGGGGCUCUGGGAACUAAGUACAAAAUUCACACUCAGAAGGACCUGAAUCACCACUUUGAGGUAUUCAGAGGAGUCUUGAAACAGGAGUGUGAGGACCUCAAAGAUAGUAGUGCCCCAAUUAAAUCACUAAAAUCAUAACUUUUUUACGUGAAAUCAGAUUAUGACCUGGUUUUGCACACCUUGUAAUGACUCAUCAGGCCACUUUUAACUGUACUGCGUUAAUAUUUUUUGUUUAUGUGUAGGCCCAGGAAGGGACAAGAAUCUUGUGGGAGAUUUGAGUUGUCAU
Megalops cyprinoides (Indo-Pacific tarpon) is the source of this 1244-nucleotide messenger RNA. RefSeq names its product adenosine deaminase tRNA specific 3 (gene adat3). The transcript has a single exon. Gene Ontology annotation, molecular function: tRNA-specific adenosine-34 deaminase activity. Gene Ontology annotation, cellular component: cytoplasm; nucleus. NCBI's taxonomy places the organism in Eukaryota, Metazoa, Chordata, Actinopteri, Elopiformes, Megalopidae. The record is from RefSeq and is a predicted model, not a curated record. The coding region runs from base 5 to 1096 and encodes 363 amino acids.